AUGAUCUCGUGGCACGACCUGUACACGGUGCUGUGCGCGGUGGUGCCACUGUACGUGGCGAUGGUCCUGGCGUACGGCUCCGUGCGGUGGUGGGGCUUGCUGACGCCGGACCAGUGCUCCGGCAUCAACCGCUUCGUGGCCGUCUUCGCCGUGCCGCUCCUCUCCUUCCACUGCAUCUCCACCAGCGACCCCUACGUGAUGAACCUCCGCUUCAUCGCCGCUGACACGCUGCAGAAGGUCCUCGUCCUCGGCGCGCUCGCCGUCUGGUCGUUCCUCCCGACCGCGCGCGGCGGCGGGACGAAACGCGAGCCGUUCGACUGGUCCAUCACGUUCUUCUCCCUGGCCACGCUGCCCAACACGCUCAUCAUGGGGAUCCCGCUCCUCGUCGCCAUGUACGGGCAGUACUCGGAUGACCUCCUGGUGCAGGUGGUGGUGCUUCAGUGCAUCGUGUGGUACACCCUCCUGCUCGUCCUCUUCGAGUUCCGCGCCGCGCGGGUGCUCAUCGCGGGGCAGUUCCCGGCCGGCACCGCGGCGGCGUGCAUCGCCGACGUGCGCGUGGACCCGGACGUGGUGUCGCUGGCCGGCAGCCAGGCGGAGGCGCAGGCGGAGGUGGCGCCCGACGGCAGGAUGCGCCUCGUCGUGCGCCGGUCCACGUCGGCGUCAAGGCGGUCGCUGGCGGCAGGCGCCGCCGCGACGCCGCGGCCGUCCAACCUGACGGGCGUGGAGAUCUACUCGGUGAGCUCGUCGCGGAACGCCACCCCGAGGGGGUCCAGCGGCAUCGCGCACGCCGACAUCGGCUGGGCCGCCGCCGCCGCCGCGCCACCGCACGGCGCGUCGUCGCUGCGCAAGUCGAGCUUUGGCGCGGCGGACCUCUUCUCCCUGCACCCGACGCCGCAGCCGUCCAGCUUCGACGAGCAAGGGGUGUGGGCGAGAUCGGCUGCCACGGUGGCGCCCAGCAACGACCCCAGGGACGUGCACUUGAUCGAGUGGAGCUCCGGCGCGUCCGCGACGUCGGAGGUGCGCGGCUUGCCGGUGUUCCACGGCGGCGACCUCCACCGCGGCAUGGACUCCCGCCGGCUGGUGCCCCUGAGACGCAUCCGAGAGGUCAGUCACUGGCGAUGA
This is a messenger RNA of Miscanthus lutarioriparius, 1122 nucleotides long. The record is from the annotation of a GenBank genome assembly. Lineage: Eukaryota; Viridiplantae; Streptophyta; Magnoliopsida; Poales; Poaceae.